Molecule: messenger RNA, 2343 nt
Organism: Perca fluviatilis (European perch)
Lineage: Eukaryota; Metazoa; Chordata; Actinopteri; Perciformes; Percidae
Gene: pts
Product: 6-pyruvoyltetrahydropterin synthase
Exons: 1
Coding region: 229-675 (148 amino acids)
Biological process (GO): tetrahydrobiopterin biosynthetic process
Cellular component (GO): mitochondrion
Molecular function (GO): 6-pyruvoyltetrahydropterin synthase activity
Source: RefSeq, a predicted model, not a curated record
UCCACUACUGCGCAGACUCUGGCUACAAAAGCACUAGACAACCGGAGACAACAGCGCCCGUGUCCUGGAUAUUUUGGAUUCAAUGUUGUACAGUGGAAGGAAAUGGAGACGCGUCGUCCAUCUUUAUAGGCCUACAGUCUAUGAUAUCUAACAUUAGCCUAUAGGUUGCCUGACAAUUUCAUUCCACUGUUUCCGGGCUCUGAAACAGAAACAGCUAGCUUACUGACCAUGGCUGGAAUAUAUGUGAGCAACAGCGCAGCUGAGCGUAUUGGAUACAUCACGCGGGCCCAGAGCUUCAGCGCCUGUCACCGACUCCACAGCAUUCACUUGAGUGAUGAGGAGAAUAAACGAGUUUAUGGAAAAUGCAACAACCCCAAUGGUCAUGGACACAACUACAAAGUGGAGGUAACAGUGCGUGGAAAGAUUGAUUCGCUCACUGGCAUGGUCAUGAACUUGACAGACUUGAAGAGGUGCAUCGAGGAAGUCAUCAUGAUUCCACUGGACCAUAAAAACCUGGAUGAGGACGUCCCAUACUUUGCCAGUGUUGUCAGCACAACUGAGAACGUGGCUGUUUACAUCUGGGACAACAUGGUGAAGGUGCUCCCAUCCAACCUGCUCUACGAGAUUAAGAUUCAUGAGACCGAUAACAAUGUUGUCAUAUAUCGAGGAGAUUAGAGUGUUGAUAAAAUGUGAUGUUUGAUCAGGCAACCCUUGACAUGUACAAGUGCCAUUCAUUGCAUUAUUAUUUAGCUAACUUCACUGAUGACUGCAGGCUUUGGUUAGUUGGACACUAAUACAGAUUUAUGAAGGUUGAUAGAUGGUAGCCUAUAUAUGAUUGUUUUGAUGAUUGUUUGUUACACUCGCCCUUUAUAGACAAAAGAUUUUGUAGCUAAAAGUUCAGUAUUCUUGUUGAAAUUCUAUUAUUGUCAGGGGGGGAAACAUUAUUGAGACCAAACUUGCUUAGCUUAUUUAUCCUUAAAACAUUGUCUACUUGUGAACCCUGAUUGCAGUGUGUAUUUUUCUACAGGUUGUAACCAGGUCAACCAAAGAGCACGUUUUAGUUUUUUGUUUUUUUAUAGAGUGAUUUUUAAAGGCCUGAAGAAAUUAGAUAAACAUUUAAACAAAUGUGUAAAAAUGUACAUUUGUUUUGUAGCACAACUCUGCUUCAUUUCAUUACACCUUGAGGAAACCUUGAUUUAGACAUUCACAUAAACUAAAUAAAGCUAAUUAAUCAUUCUUAUAAACUUAACAAAAAAGAAACAUCCCUUUUUCAGUACACUGUAUUUUAAAGAUACUUUUGUAAAAAUCAAAAUAACUUUAGAGAUCUUCAUUGUAAAGGGUUUAAACAAUGUUUUCCAUGCUUAUAAACAAUUAAUGAACAUGCACCUGUUGAACUGUCGAAAAGACAAUAACAGUUUGCAGGCAGUAGGCAAUUAAGGUCACAGUUAUAAGAAAAUUAGGAAAGAGACACUUCUACUGACUCUGAAAAACACUAAAAGAAAGACGCCCAGGGUCCCUGCUAAUCUGCGUGAACGUGCCUUAGGCAUGGUGCAAAGAGGCAUGAGGACAGCAGAUGUGGCCAGGGCAAUACAUUGCAAUGUCCCUACUGUGAGACGCAUGUAGGCACAGCUGAUCGUCCUCGCCGUGGCAGACCACGUGUAACAACACGAUCGGUACAUCGGAAUAUCGCAGCUGUGGGUAGGUAGUUACAGGAUGGCAACAACAACCGCAAGAACUAGCCAGUCUGGUGCAGUAUGAGGAGGAGAUGCACUGCAGUACUUAAUGCAGCUGGUGGCCACCCUCCCCUUUGUUCAGGGAAACAUAUUCAAUUUCUGUUAGUCACAUGUCUGUGAAAAUUGUUCAGUUUUUGUCUUAUUUGUUACAUCUUUUAAUGUUCAUACAACUUGCAUAUGUUACAUUUGCUUAAAAUAUAAAAGCAGUUGAAAGUGACAGGAUGUUUCUUUUUUGCUGAGUAUAUAUGUGGUAUCAAAAAUUACAUGCAUGUAUAUUUUAUCUUUAGUAAAUCAAUUCCAUAUGUUAGCAGCAUAAGGCUUUAUCACUAACAUUGACAGUUACACCCUUUCACAGUAAAUGUUUAACUAUAACUGAAGAGGGUAGGAAGAAUACUCUAAUUUAAAACAUUGAAAAAAAUUAUCAUGGAAUAUCUCUGAAUGAAGUCAGAGUAAUGUGUUCAUGCUGGGUUGGUUCAUGGGGAUGUUUACAUUCAGAGCACGCUGGUUCACCGUGGCAACCUGUGAACUAGCCAAAUAGUGACAUCUAGUGGUACCAAACUGUACAUCUCUAAAGUUGUUGCAUUAAAGUUGGAUUUUGCCAGUGAUGAAA